UCGUGCGUGUGCGUGUGCGAGUCGCAUCUGGGUACUGAUCGAGGAGAUCGAGGUUGAUGGAUAGCGGCAACAACGAGAUGCCGGGGAAGAAGGCGAGGAAGCCGUACACCAUCACCAAGCCCCGGGAGCGGUGGAGCACCGAGGAGCACGGGCGGUUCCUCGACGCGCUGAUCAUGUUCGGCCGCGAUUGGAAGAAGAUCGAGGAACAUGUCGGCACCAAGACGACCUUACAGAUACGGAGCCAUGCUCAGAAGUACUUCCUCAAGGUUCAGAAGCUUGGGCUGCCGCCGCAGUACCCGAGGCGCCUGUUCGUCAUGCAGCAGCAGCAGCCGCAGAGCUCGCCGGCCGGGAGCAGCGCGGCCGCCAUGCUCGCGGCCGCCAUGCCAUUUCUGCACGGGCAACCUCAGUGCGGGCCGGUAGCCAUGCCGGGUGCAUCCAACGCUGUCGCUCACGGUUCCAUCGGUUGGAAUUGCGCUGGAGUUCUUCCUGCAGCCUGCAAUGAGAUGCAAGGCUUGGACUGGGCGGGCGUUUCAGGGACUGCAGCAUGGGUGAACAACGAUGCACAGAGCCAGAUUGCACCACCGGCAUCGUUUCCCGGUGACAGUUUAUUCAUGGCGGCAUCAAGCUUCAGCAAUACGAGCAUGGAAUGGGCUGGCAGCUCAAGCGAAGCGUCAGCAGACCGCGAUGUGCAGGAUGAACUCAUUGAGCUUCCAUUGUCGCCAGAUGAUUUGCAUUUUGCGCAAGUUUACAGGUUCGUCGGCGACAUAUUCGACCCAAACACACCAUGCCCAGUUGAAGUCCAUCUGCAGAAACUGAAGGACAUGAAUGAUAUCACCGUCAAGACGAUCUUGUUGGUGCUAAGAAACCUCGAGACCAACCUGUCAGCCCCUCAGUUUGAGCCUGUCGUAAGUAGAAUUCUCUGGUUCCUCUCUGUUCACCCUGCAUUUUCUGAAACUGAAAUUAGCUUGAACUGUGUGUCCUCAUUCCUUUCCGUUUGUUCUGAAUUUUUAACAGAGAAGAUUGCUGUCAACGUAUGAUCCGAGAAGAGAGCUGUUUGGCCAAUUGUAGACUGCACGUAUAGACUGAAAGCAGCAACUAACACACUGAUGGACGUUCAGGUGUUCCCUGAAUGGCUGAAACGAGUAUUGAAACCCAUAGAAAUAGUCAGACAUCCAGAUGCCUGGUUGUCUAGUUGACACAUAGUAAAUUCUAAUUAUUCUUUUGAUUAUCUGGAUAUAACUUAAUGAUUGUUUGUAAGGGCCUACCUGUAACAUGUAUAAGAUAGUCCAGUACUGUAUAAUUUCCAUGUUGGAUCAGGUUGUAACAUCCAUGAAAUUGGACGAUACAUGUUUUUUAAUUUAAACAAAACUAAUCCUAAA
This is a messenger RNA of Phragmites australis (common reed), 1379 nucleotides long. Its product is annotated as protein REVEILLE 8-like. The transcript has 7 exons. Lineage: Eukaryota; Viridiplantae; Streptophyta; Magnoliopsida; Poales; Poaceae. The record is from RefSeq and is a predicted model, not a curated record. Gene Ontology annotation, molecular function: DNA binding. The coding region runs from base 57 to 1037 and encodes 326 amino acids.